Messenger RNA from Arachis duranensis, 916 nucleotides. Its product is annotated as 30S ribosomal protein S4, chloroplastic-like. Gene Ontology annotation, molecular function: rRNA binding; structural constituent of ribosome. Gene Ontology annotation, biological process: positive regulation of translational fidelity; translation. NCBI's taxonomy places the organism in Eukaryota, Viridiplantae, Streptophyta, Magnoliopsida, Fabales, Fabaceae. The transcript has a single exon. The record is from RefSeq and is a predicted model, not a curated record. Gene Ontology annotation, cellular component: small ribosomal subunit. Bases 16 to 624 code for a protein of 202 amino acids.
AAAAAGGGAGUCUUUAUGUCACGCUACAGAGGGCUUCGUUUCAAAAAAAUACGCCGUCUGGGGACUUUACCUGGACUAACUAGUAAAAAGCAUACAGUCGGAAGCGAAUUUAGAAACCAAUCACGCUCCGGUAAAAAAUCUCAAUAUCGUAUUCGUUUAGAAAAAAAAAAACAAAAAUUGCGUUUUCAUUAUGGUCUUACAGAACGCCAAUUGCUUAAAUACAUUCGUAUCGCCGGAAAAGCCAAGGGGUCAACCGGUCAGGUUUUACUACAAUUACUUGAAAUGCGUUUGGAUAACAUACUUUUUAGAUUGGGUAUGGCUUCGACUAUUCCUCAAGCCCGCCAAUUAGUUAACCAUAAACAUGUUUUAGUUAAUGGUCGUAUAGUAGAUAUACCAAGUUAUCGCUGCAAACCUCAAGAUAUUAUUACAGCGAAAGAUGAACAAAAAUCGAAAGCUCUGAUUCAAAAUUCUCUGGAUUCAGCCCCACGUGAGGAAUUGCCAAACCAUUUAACCCUUCAUCCAUUCCAAUAUAAAGGAUUAGUAAAUCAAAUAAUAGAUAGUCAAUGGGUUGGUUUGAAAAUCAACGAAUUGCUGGUUGUAGAAUAUUAUUCUCGUCAGACUUAAUACUAACUAAAAAAACAAGAGUUUUGAUACGAGAAUUUUAGCUCAUUCAGGUAUCAUCUACAUGGAUAUAGGACGAUUUGCAUUCCCUGUCCACUUUUUCCAGUAUUUUGCAUUUCAUAUUACCAAAAAAAUUGGAAUUGAAAAUUCAUAGCAACUAAAGUUGGAAUAAUGGUAUCCGUUGGCAUUUGAGAUAUUGCAGAUUGAUGAAUUAACGGAGAGAGAGGGAUUCGAACCCUCGGUAAACAAACAGCCUACAUAGCAGUUCCAAUGCCACGCCUUGAACCACUCGGCC